Messenger RNA from Fusarium keratoplasticum, 456 nucleotides. RefSeq lists its product as uncharacterized. The record is from RefSeq and is a predicted model, not a curated record. The transcript has a single exon. Lineage: Eukaryota; Fungi; Ascomycota; Sordariomycetes; Hypocreales; Nectriaceae. Bases 1 to 456 code for a protein of 151 amino acids.
AUGGCUACAUUCCUAUCCGAGGCCACCCGCGACUUCGAUGCCCCAAUUGGGCGAGUCUGGGCCAUUGUGGCAGCGUACGGAUCCGAGGCACUCUGGAUGCCAAACGUCGCGAAAGCAACACUUGAUGGAUUCGGGGUUGGUUCAACCCGUUCUCUCUACAUCCAAAACGGACCAGAUGGAGGGGAAUCCUGGGACAAUGAACCCGUUCGGGAGCUCCUUGUCGCAGCUAGCGGCGACGACCACUCCUUGCGUUGGCAGGUCUUCAAUGAUUACAUCGGGAAUAAUGAGUCUUACUCUGGCGUAAGGCUGGAGUCGAUCAGUGAGGAGAGGACAAGGAUGACCUGGUAUGGGGAGACGGACCUCCCAGAUGGACCGGACAGACAGAAUUUGGGGGCCUUCCUCGAGGGCAUGUAUCGUGGAUGUAUGGAAGCGAUCGCUAAGAAGGUGGAGGCAUAA